Messenger RNA from Mycetomoellerius zeteki, 507 nucleotides. RefSeq names its product cytochrome c oxidase subunit 6A1, mitochondrial. Gene Ontology annotation, cellular component: mitochondrial inner membrane; respiratory chain complex IV. The record is from RefSeq and is a predicted model, not a curated record. Gene Ontology annotation, molecular function: enzyme regulator activity. Gene Ontology annotation, biological process: mitochondrial electron transport, cytochrome c to oxygen. The coding region runs from base 54 to 380 and encodes 108 amino acids. NCBI's taxonomy places the organism in Eukaryota, Metazoa, Arthropoda, Insecta, Hymenoptera, Formicidae. The transcript is spliced from 3 exons.
UCAAAGUAAGAGCAGCUGAGCAUAGUGGAGCACAGCUGAGCAAAAGAAUAAAAAUGGCUUCUUGGACGAAGUUUAUGCGCUCCUUUUCCAGAAAAUAUUCGACGGAUGCUCCUAAAUUUAGUGGUACUCAUGGCGCUACAGAGCAAAUGCAAUUGAUGUGGAAGAGGAUCUCGUUUUUCGUAGGCUUACCAGCGAUAGGUUUGGCUAUGGUUAAUUGCUAUUUGAAUCAUCAAGCACAUCAUCAUGAUGAACAUCCAGAAUUUAUCGCAUACGACCACAUGAGGAUAAGAACCAAGAAAUUCCCAUGGGGAGAUGGUAAUCACAGCCUUUUUCAUAAUUCUAAACUGAAUCCUCUACCCGAUGGUUACGAAGAAGAAUAAAAAGUGGUUCUUUUAGAUGGUAAUAAUUAUGCUUCACAUUAGCAUUCUUUAUAACAUAUAUUAUAACAUGUAUGCAUUAUAUUGGCUUAUGAACAAUUGAGUCAAUAAAUGAUAGAUAUGACAUUUA